CUCUCUCUCUCUAUCUGAGAGAGCUCAUUUCGAAGGACUUCGAGGUUCGUUGACACGAUUUCAAGGCUGGCAUUCCAAAGGCCAUUUCCCGAGCUACGAAUCCCUGAAACAGAUAUCGCAAAAAAAACAGCUGCACCGAUGCUCGAUUAGCAGCUAUGCACACACGGGGAUCAUCGCGCUUGGAUUGAGCAGCUGGAAGAUAAGAGAUACGCGAACGCUGAAUUACCGAACAGGCAGUGGAGCAUCGAAUUGAUAAGAGAUCGCUGGUGGUAGAUGAAUGUUGACCUUUGGAUGCGGCAGAGAGCAGUGAUGUAAGCGUGCUGCGACCGUUUAUAAAUUGUGGGACCGAUCGAUUUGCGACACAACCUGCUGCGAUGUUGGCGAUCGCUGCGUUACUUGGCCUGUUCUCGGCGACAGUGGUGGUCCAUGCCGACCACAACAAUCCAAAUUAUGUGUCCGACCACGACGGCAUGGUGCACCUCUUCGAGUGGAAAUGGAAGGAUAUUGCCACGGAGUGCGAGACCUUCCUUGGACCGAUGGGAUUCGGCGGUGUUCAGGUUUCGCCGCUCCAAGAGAACGUGGUGAUCGUAAACAGGCCGUGGUGGGAACGCUACCAGCCGAUCUCCUACAAAUGGGGAACAAGGUCUGGUAACAAGGAAGAGUUCAUCGACAUGGUAGCCAGGUGCAACAAGGUCGGCGUCCGAAUUUACGUGGACGCUGUCGUGAACCACAUGUGCGGCGACCAUCCGAACGCAGUGGGCACCGACGGCUCCCGAGCGGACACCUACACCCGCGAUUACUACGACGUCCCAUACACCAGAAAGGAUUUCCACCCUACUUGCGCGAUCACUAACUAUAACGACGCGUCGAACGUGCGUAAUUGCGAGCUGGUCGGCCUCCACGAUUUGAACCAGGGAACCGAAUACGUCAGGGGCAAAAUUGUCGACUUCAUGAACGAGGCGAUCGACGCUGGCGUUGCUGGUUUCCGUAUGGACGCUGCGAAACACAUGUGGCCGAACGACUUGAAGGUCAUAUACUCGAGAUUGCACGAACUGAACCAACAGCACGGCUUUGCCCCGGGAAGCAAAGCGUUCAUCUACCAAGAAGUGAUCGAUUACGGCGGCUACGAAGCGGUUUCGAAAUACCAAUACGACGAAAUCGGCGCGGUCACCGAAUUCAAACACGGUCAAGAGCUGAGCAACUCGUUCAGGGGCAACAACAUGUUGAAAUGGUUCGUCAACUGGGGAGAAAAAUGGGGUCUUCUGCCGUCGAACGUUGCCUUGGUCUUCGUCGACAACCACGACACUCAGCGUUCGAACAAUGCUCCGCUCACCUACAAGUCACCGAAAUUAUACAAGAUGGCGGUGGCUUUCAUGUUGGCCCAUCACUACGGGAUCCCGAGGGUGAUGAGCUCGUUCGAUUUCAACGAUUUCGACAUGGGACCGCCCCAGGACGGCCAGCAGCACAUCGUCUCUCCCGUGAUUCGCGACAACAUCUGCAGCAACGGCUGGGUCUGCGAGCACCGUUGGAGGCAGAUUUACAACAUGAUUCGUUUCCGUAACGCUGUUAAAGGCACCGGCGUUAAUAACUGGUGGGACAACGGCAGCAACCAGAUCGCCUUCUGCCGAGGAAACGCCGGCUUCGUCGCGUUCAACGGCGAUCAAGGCGACCUGAGGCAGACCCUGAGGAGCUGCAUGCCCGCCGGCAGAUACUGCGACGUGAUUUCCGGUAACCUGGAGAACGGACGGUGCACCGGAAAAGUCGUCACCGUGCAGCCCGAUGGCAACAUGUACGUCGAGAUCUUGAAGAACGAGGAGGACGGAGUGCUCGCCAUCCACAGAAACGCGAAACUGAAUUAAUGGAGGAUAACAAUGAGAAGUCAUAACCUUGAACACAAACAGGGGAUGCUUGAGGAAUACACUCCAUUGGUGAAAUAACUUUAGGACAAUGAGAUAUAACCGAUAUAUUGAAAUGAAUUAAUCGCCUCCGGAGAAUUCUAAGUAUUGUCACAAAACUCUAAACAAAUUCUAUGGAACGAGAUGUGAAUUGUUUUUAAUUCGCGUGUGUAAUUCCUCGUGGACUUUCCAAAUAAAUUCGAGGUAUAUGAUGAACGA
Molecule: messenger RNA, 2114 nt
Organism: Megalopta genalis
Lineage: Eukaryota; Metazoa; Arthropoda; Insecta; Hymenoptera; Halictidae
Source: RefSeq, a predicted model, not a curated record